AUGCUUAGAGAACCCAGGAGACUGCAUCAUGGCGAGGAGGCCAGGAUUCAAUACUUCAAUGGACAAGGUCGAAUGGAGUCCAUCCCCUGGCUCCUGGCUGCAGCUGGAGUCACGUUUGAAGAAAAAAUUUUGGAAACUCGGGAAGAUUUGGAAAACUUAAGAAAUGAUGGGUAUCUGAUGUUCCACCAAGUGCCAAUGGUCAAAAUUGACAGGAGGAAGCUGGCACAGAGCUACAUUGCCAACAAAUAUGACCUGUAUGGGAAAGACAUAAAAGAGAGAGCCCUGAUUGGUAUGUAUUCUGAAGGUAUGGCAGAUUUGAAUGAAAUGAUCAUGGUAUUACCACCAGGUCUACCUAAUCAAAAAGAUGCCAAGAUGACCCAGAUCAAGGAUAGAACAACAAACCGUUAUCUCCCUGCCUUUGAAAAAGGAAGAGGGCUGUUCAGUGUUGGGCACUGA
Molecule: messenger RNA, 456 nt
Organism: Molossus molossus (Pallas's mastiff bat)
Lineage: Eukaryota; Metazoa; Chordata; Mammalia; Chiroptera; Molossidae
Product: glutathione S-transferase A2-like
Exons: 4
Coding region: 1-456 (151 amino acids)
Biological process (GO): glutathione metabolic process; xenobiotic metabolic process
Cellular component (GO): cytosol; extracellular exosome
Molecular function (GO): glutathione transferase activity
Source: RefSeq, a predicted model, not a curated record